AUGCCUCGCUACUCCGAGCUGGACAGCGAGACCGACUACUAUGCUCGCGAGUCGCGCGGCCGUCAUCACUCCCGCGGACCUGCGGUACUCGAGCGCCCAACCCGCAAGGAUGAGUUCCGCUGGGACUCUCGCCUACAGGAAACCGAUCGCUAUGGGCCUCCUGCUCGCCGGCCAAGCAGACACUACGAUGAUGACCACCUCCGCCACGGAGGCGCACUGGUCCGCCAUGAGCGCCGUCACGCCGAGAGCCCCCCUCCACGACCUAGGAUGCUCAGACGACAGUCUUCUUUGGAUACAUAUGAUCGCAUUCCCUUGCGCAAGAUAGACGAGUACUACCGUGGCUAUUUACCCAAGGGUGCGCCUAGCCCACCGCCGCUGCGCCGACGAGCUCAUCGCGACGAGAUCGAGACCAUCCAGGUCCCAGCGCGGGAGACGCGGUACAAAGAGACGGUUGAAGAGAUUAGACCCUAUCCGCGCAAGGGAAAGACUCGCAUGCCGGAUUAUCUCGUCAGUACUAAGGCAAUUCGUGAAUUUGGUUAUCCCUAUGAGAGAGAGGGUGAUCUGGUCAUCAUCCAGCUCGCUUUGUCGAAGGAACAAAUUGACGCUAUCAUUGAAAGAAGUCGCGAGUUGAAGCGUCAACCGGAAGUCAUUCCUAUAAGAGCACGAUCCCAUGUCCGGGCGACAUCCAGACGCAGAAAGGUAGAGACAGUCACCAUGGGGCCCAGGGCAAGCGAGACUCUGAUUAUCGAGCCAUCGCCUGAGCGAUACGUGUCGCCGUCCCGCCCCUACGACUACUCGACGACUACAACGAAGAGGAUUGUCUCACGCUCGCGAUCAAUCUCGGUCAAGCCACGUCGCCGCCGCUAUUCGUCACCACCCCCGCGCAUGGUAAUGGAGCGUCGCUCCGGCCACAUCGAGAACCCAGGAGCGAUCAUGAUUGUGAGCCCGCGGGAUAGCGAUAGCGAUCUUAAUGAUUGGGAGAUCGACAAUUACAGACCACCUUUUGACCCGACCACUGCGCUUUACGGUGAUGUGGAUGGCGAUGAAGAGGAAGUGCUGGAAGUUAAGCAGAAACGCAGAGGUCCGCCCGCUCGAACCCUGCGUCGCAUGCUUGCGACGAUGACUUAA
Molecule: messenger RNA, 1128 nt
Organism: Aspergillus mulundensis
Lineage: Eukaryota; Fungi; Ascomycota; Eurotiomycetes; Eurotiales; Aspergillaceae
Exons: 4
Coding region: 1-1128 (375 amino acids)
Source: RefSeq, a predicted model, not a curated record